Mastomys coucha (southern multimammate mouse) is the source of this 877-nucleotide messenger RNA. RefSeq names its product rhox homeobox family member 2-like. The coding region runs from base 85 to 705 and encodes 206 amino acids. NCBI's taxonomy places the organism in Eukaryota, Metazoa, Chordata, Mammalia, Rodentia, Muridae. The transcript has 4 exons. The record is from RefSeq and is a predicted model, not a curated record. Gene Ontology annotation, molecular function: DNA binding.
GGCAAGUCGGGAUGGCUGUGACUGACUUGAUACAUUGUAACGUGGGCUAAGCCAGAAGAGAACACUUCCAGGUCAUGGUUCUUCAUGCUGAACCAAGAGGUUAAGCCCAGAAUUUCCAGAAGCAGGAACACUGUCAACAGCAUCCAAGCUAUGGAACCUCAAGAAGCCACCCAGUCGUCUAAUCUGAGAGAUGAUCAAAUUAAGGAAAGCAAUAAAGCAACUGCAUGGAUAGUCUUACAGGAUAUGCUGGAGAGAGAGGAGAAAGAAGGUGUACAGUGCUACCCUGUGUUGGGGGCCAUGUCUGCAGAAGGAGAAGGUGCAAAUGAAGAAGAAUCCAGAGAUGAAACUUCUGAUGGCAGCUCAUACUCCGUAGAUGGCAGAAGCCAUGAUGUCGGGACGAGCAGCAGUAGCCAUGAUGUCGGGACGAGCAGCAGUAGCCAGGAUGAGGGCCAACUAGAGGAGCCGAUCCCCAGGGACACAGAGGGCUGUCAGGCUCUCCCACGUCCACGAGGCCAGCUGUCCCGCAACCGCUACAAGUUCACCGAGUUCCAGCUCCAGGAGCUGGAGCGCGUUUUCGAACGCAAUCACUAUCCUAGUGCUGCGAUCCGAAGGGAGCUCGCGAAAUGGAUAGGUGUGACAGAAUCCAGAGUGGAGAACUGGUUUAAGAGCAGGAGGGCUAAAUUCAGGAAAUGCUUGAGGGUGUAAGUGCUCUGAAGUGUUCCUCAUGGUGCUCGCCGAAGCUGCACUUUUCCCUAAAGAUUGUGGAGGAGUGCUAGAGAACCACCUUUGCUCAGGAGACAGAAGCAGAUGAGAUUUUGCUGCCACCCAUGCAUCAUUUUACUCUCUCUCUCUCUCUCUCUCUCUCUCUCUCUCUCCA